AUGGCCGCCCCCAACUCCCAAACAAACGCAAUCAACAUCGGACCCGAUGCCGGCCCGUCGAACCACACGAACCUGGACGCGGACCGCGCUUUCCAGAUGACCAGCGGCUCCGUUGGCUCGGCAGGCGGCGACGCCUACUCGCCACCCACUAUUACUUACACCGCUGCCGCCGACGACGCCCCAGCCGGGACCGUAUCCAAUAUGGACGGGAUGGGCCUGGCUGGCAGCAGUUCCAACAAUGCCGGCGGCGGCCAGUGGGACCGCCGCCACAGCGACGAGUGGGACGCUUCCAAAGUGCCUCCGAGCCGUUUCCAGAAGCGCAAGGGCUCGAUUUACUCGACACAGGGUUCCCGCGACGGCCAUGUUGACAGCAACUAUGCUGCCAAGUUCCACGCCAAGCAUGCUGAGCUGGGCUAUAACAAGCUCAAGUGA
This is a messenger RNA of Sporothrix brasiliensis 5110, 432 nucleotides long. RefSeq lists its product as uncharacterized. The coding region runs from base 1 to 432 and encodes 143 amino acids. NCBI's taxonomy places the organism in Eukaryota, Fungi, Ascomycota, Sordariomycetes, Ophiostomatales, Ophiostomataceae. The record is from RefSeq and is a predicted model, not a curated record. The transcript has a single exon.